Molecule: messenger RNA, 684 nt
Organism: Linum trigynum
Lineage: Eukaryota; Viridiplantae; Streptophyta; Magnoliopsida; Malpighiales; Linaceae
Source: the annotation of a GenBank genome assembly
AUGUUCAUAUGCAAGAUCCAGCAGACACCUCCUCCCUACAGAGCUCAAGGUACUUUGCCUAUGUUUCAUCUUUCCAACAGGAAACCCACCUGGUACCAAAAAGCCCUAAACAUGGCUUCUCAUUGGAGAGUCAUUCCAAGGUCCCAAGAGAUUACUUCCACUCCAAGAUUGUGGAGAUCUCCCACUACAAAAUCAUCCAAAGAACUUUUCCCUACAACCAACCCCAAUAACACCAACAACCCUAGCAAAGGAAUUAACAAGCUAAGAAAGUGCACAUCCAUGAGAGUUGCAACCUCAUUCACUAGGGUUUGUCUCUGUGCACCCAUCUCGUCUUACAACAAAGUGUUUCAGGCUGAUUUCCCACCGAGGAGAAGCAACAGUUACCCUAGAUCAUCAAAAACGUUUCUCGUCCCGCAAGAAAGAAUGAUACCGCAACCGAAUCCUGCCAGGCUUAGCACGGAAGGUAGGAGGUCGCUUUUUCGGGGGCAAUCUUUGAAUGACGAUGUGCUUAUGAGGAGAUUUGUGCUCGAAGAAGAAGCAAUGAUGGAGGUUAGGAGAAGGACAAAUCAAAUGGAGAUUAUUAGGAGGAGGAGUAGUGUGAUGAUGAGGAAGAAGAAGCUCGGGCCUAGCCGUCUGAGCCAAAUGGUGAUUGCUGAGGUGGAUCAUGAGACCAUUCAAUAUUGA